UUGACAGGCUCUCCGCGAGCCUCCAUAUAAGAGGAGGGAGGCGCGUGCCUCAGCCACUGUUGCGCCUGGAGUCCUGCAGACUGUGGAUGUAGUGAACCAAAGUGGACUUUACGCGUUUUUCGCACGAGGUUUUUUCAAAGGGAGAGACCACUUUUCAUCCGUUCGAUCUUCGGCUCAGGUCACCGCAGAUCUGAACUUGAUCUUGAAAACGAAAACAAAUAUUGUCGGAUAUCUGACUGAUUAAUAAAAGCUCUUUUCGUCAGGAAACAUGAUACUCAGGAGAAGUCUCUUCUUGCUGCUCUUAUCAUUUAACUUCCUCCAUGCAUUGCCUGAAGAUGGUGAGCAGGAGGACGAGACAUCCUUCGACUUGUUUGAAAUUAGCCAGAUCUCGCGCAAAACUCUGGGGGCCAAACAGUUCCGGGGCCAAAACUCAGACGUCCCUGCCUACCGCUUCAUUCGCUUCGACCACAUCCCCCCCGUGAGCGCCCCCAUAUUAAAACAAAUACUACAACAGAUACAAAACAACGAGGGCUUUGUGUUCGUGGCCAGCAUACGCCAGGACCGGGCCUCGAGGGGCACCCUGAUGGCCUUGGAGGGCCCUGAUGGCCGGCGCCAGUUCGAGAUCGUGUCCAACGGACGGGCCAACACUCUGGACCUGGUGUACUGGGUGGACGGUUCUCAGAACGUGGUAUCGUUCGAGGACGUAGACCUGUCAGACUCGCAGUGGAAGAAUAUCACACUUCACGUUCACGGGGAAAACGCCAACCUGUAUGUGGGCUGCAGCCUGAUAGACAGCUUCAUCCUGGAUGAGCCGUUCUACGAGCACCUGCGGGCUGAGGGAAGCCGCAUGUAUGUUGCGAAGGGAUCCAUCAGAGAGAACCACUUCAGGGGCCUUCUGCAGAACGUGCGUUUCAUCUUUGACACCCCAGUGGAAGACGUACUCCUGACAAGAGACUGCGAAGCCACUAAGCAAGAUGACGCUAACAUUGUGAGCGAGAGCGCAGAAAUUCUGGACGUGAGCCCUUCCAUCACAACAAACAUAAUAGGUCAGAAGACGGACGAGAUGGGCGCAGAUAUGUGCGAACGCUCUUGCGAGGAACUGAGCACCAUGUUCCAGGAGCUACAAGGCCUCCGUCAUGUCGUCAGUAACCUUAUUGAUGGCCUGCAAAAAGUGACAGAGGAGAACACACUCAUGAAGGAGGCCCUUGGGAGGAUUAAGAACCCUAAAGAGAAAAACAUGUGCUGGCAGGACGGCCGGCUGUUUGACGAUGGAGAAGAUUGGGUUGUGGACAGCUGCACCAAAUGCACUUGCCAGGAGUCCAAGAUCGUGUGUCACCAAAUAACCUGCCCCCCAGUGGCCUGUGCCACCCCCUCGUUUAUCGACGAGGAGUGCUGCCCCGUGUGUCUGCCUAAAUACAGUGAGGAUGGAUGGUCCCCCUGGUCAGAGUGGACCGAGUGCACGGUCACCUGCGGGACAGGAACUCAGCAGAGGGGUCGGUCAUGUGAUGCAACCAGCAACCCCUGCACUGGACCUUCCAUCCAGACCCGCAAGUGCAGCCUGAGCAGAUGUGACAGUCGUGUUCGCCAGGACGGAGGAUGGAGUUUGUGGUCGCCGUGGUCGUCCUGCUCGGUGACCUGCGGAGAGGGACAGAUCACCAGGAUACGACACUGCAACGCCCCCAUGCCGCAGCUGGGGGGCAAAGACUGCGAAGGAAGUGGACGUGAGACCCAGCGCUGCACCGCCGAGCCGUGUCCCGUGGACGGUGGUUGGGGUCCUUGGUCUCCAUGGGCAACCUGUUCAGCCACAUGUGGUGGGGGGGUCAGAAGCCGGACACGUGAGUGCAACAGCCCUCAGCCUCAGUACGGUGGCAAGAAGUGUAUCGGGGAGGCGGACGACAGUGACAGCUGUAUCAAAAAAGAAUGUCCUAUUGAUGGCUGUCUGUCUAACCCAUGCUUUGGGGGAGUGGACUGCAACAGCUCUCCAGAUGGAUCCUGGGAAUGUGGCCCGUGCCCUGUUGGUUUGCGUGGAAAUGGCACCCACUGUGAAGACAUUAACGAGUGUGACAUGGUGCCUGAUGUUUGCUUCAAGAUGAGUGGAUCGCGACGCUGCAUCAACACCAACCCGGGUUUCCACUGCCUUCCCUGUCCAAAGCGAUACAAGGGCAACCAGCCCUUUGGUAUAGGCGUGGAGUCUGCCAACAAGAACAAACAGGUAUGUGAGCCAGAGAACCCAUGCAAGGACAAGACCCACAACUGUCACAGAUUUGCCGAGUGCAUCUACAUCAGCCACUUCAAUGACCCCAUGUACAAGUGUGAAUGUCGGACCGGUUACGCUGGAGAUGGCUUCAUUUGUGGGGAGGACUCAGAUUUGGACGGCUGGCCCAAUCAGAACCUUGUGUGUGGUGCCAACGCCACUUAUCACUGCAAGAAGGACAACUGCCCCAGCCUUCCCAACUCGGGACAAGAAGACUUUGACAAAGAUGGUCAAGGAGAUGCUUGUGACAAGGAUGAUGACAACGAUGGAAUAAUUGAUGAGAGGGACAACUGUGCCCUGCUUUUCAAUCCUCGCCAGUUUGACUUUGACAAGGAUGAAGUUGGUGACCGGUGCGACAACUGUCCCUAUGAACACAACCCCGCUCAAAUAGACACGGACCACAAUGGAGAAGGGGAUGCCUGCGCAGUGGACAUUGAUGGAGAUGAAAUUCUGAAUGAGAACGACAACUGCCCCUAUGUGUACAACGUUGAACAGAAGGACACUGACAUGGAUGGAGUUGGUGACCAGUGUGACAACUGUCCAAUGCUGCACAACCCCGACCAGACUGAUGUGGACAGUGACCUGGUUGGAGAUCAGUGUGACAACAACCAGGACAUCGAUGAAGAUGGUCAUCAGAACAACCUGGAUAACUGUCCCUACGUGGCCAACGCCAACCAGGCCGACCAUGACAAAGACGGAAAAGGAGACGCGUGUGACUAUGACGAUGAUAAUGACGAUAUCCCUGACGACAAGGACAACUGCAGACUAACACCGAACACAGACCAGCUGGACUCUGAUGGCGAUGGAAGAGGGGACGCAUGCAAAGAUGACUUUGAUAACGACAGCAUCCCAGAUUUUCUUGAUGUGUGUCCAGAGAACAAUGCCAUUACUGCCACAGACUUUAGGAAGUUCCAGAUGGUCCACCUGGAUCCUAAGGGAACAACUCAGAUAGAUCCCAACUGGGUGGUGAGACACCAGGGCAAAGAGCUGGUCCAGACGGCCAACUCUGACCCAGGCAUUGCAGUAGGUUUUGAUGAGUUCAACGCUGUGGACUUCAGUGGAACGAUGUACGUAAACACAGACAGAGAUGAUGACUACGCAGGCUUUGUGUUUGGCUACCAGUCGAGUGGGCGCUUUUACGUGGUCAUGUGGAAGCAGAUCACACAGACUUACUGGGAGGACAAGCCUUCCAAGGCCUUUGGCAUCUCUGGUGUUUCACUCAAAGUUGUCAACUCGACCACUGGCACUGGAGAAAACCUCAGGAAUGCUCUGUGGCACACGGGCAACACUCCCGGACAGGUGCGUACUCUGUGGCAUGACCCCAAAAACAUUGGCUGGAAGGAUUACACAGCCUACAGGUGGCAUCUGAUCCACAGACCAAAGACUGGGUUUAUAAGGGUCGUGGUCUACGAAGGUAAACAGAUCAUGGCUGACUCAGGACCAGUUUAUGACAAGACGUUCGCCGGGGGAAGGUUAGGCUUGUUUGUCUUCUCGCAGGAGCUGGUGUUCUUCUCCGACCUCAAGUAUGAGUGCAGAGAUAAGCCGGAGUUGCCGACAAUGUUCACAAGAUAACUGAACAAAGCCAAGAACAAAACAACAAAAGACGAACAGAAGAAGGUUAAAAGAAGAGAAUCUCCCAAAGCAAACUUGACACACGCCAUCGCCGAAUCCAUCUCAACAUAAAUGAAACUUUCCGUGCGUUUCCAUGUGACUUGAUGCAUUCGCUGGAGAGGAAACCAGGGCAACGGUUUCUGUUUUCCUGGUGACAUAUAAACUUUUCCCAAGCUGGAAAAGACAAACUUGAGCGGAGAAGUUUUUAAAGGAAAGAGGCUCUGCAGAAUAUUUUAGUAUAGCUAGUGUAACGACAUAUGUCUACAUGUUUAAAGGACUAAUUGUACAACCACUUACAUAAUGUAUGACCUUUCCAACCAUUUCUUUCUUUCUACAAUAUGUAAGCGACUCACUUCUUCUAUGCUUCAUACGUUUACAUUCAGACGAGGCUCAUUCGUGGCUUCUGACAAACAUAAACUGUACCCAAAGCCUGAUCAUUUAGCUGUCCAUUACUCUUUCUCUUCAUGCUUUUCAUCCUGAAUGUUUUUUUUUUCCUACUGGAGAACUUGAGUUAACAAUCUAAAUAAGCCAUUUUAGUAAGUGCCAAAGAUGUUUAUACUUAGUCUGUAUAAUAAUUCCUUUUGUAAAUUAUUUAUGCCCUGCUCGUUUUGUUCUCUUGUUUCCAUUUAUGCUUGUAAAUAAUUAUUUAUUUGUUUACACUGACACAACACAUCGACUAACACAAACAUCAACACAUUAUAGUAUUGCAAGUUUUUUUCUCUCUCUUUUUUUUGCUGUUGUCAUGCACUUCCUUCCACUUGUUAGUUUUUCAAAUCUUUAAGACAAACUGCAGCCUAAAGGACAAACAUCAGCGGCUUUUCUAAAUAAUCACACUCAUAAACACAGCGUGUGUUUGUGUGUGUGAUCGUGGCCGCCAGAGAAAGUUCUCUCUCCUGGGAUGUGUAUGUUGAAGAAAAACCGCCACUGUGUUUAUUGCUGUAGCCGCGCAGACAGGGCCUCAUUGUCUUUGACGUUAUGCAUCACUUUGGUACACGUGGAAAUUUUUUCUGGUCUCGUACUAUAGGAUCUUAUAAACAAUAACAAUGGCUGCAGAUUGGGCUACUGCCACUGCUGCAGGCACCCUUUUCUUUCAUAGUAUUAUUCUUUAUUAUCUGUAAAACAGUGACAAAGAAAGAAAAAGUAGAAUAUAUCAAGGUCAUAGAAUCAGUUUGAAAGGUAUGGGUUCAAAAGAAUUGCAGUUUAAGUGCCUCUUACCCAGUAAACCAACAGCUGUGUGGGCAGUUACAGUCACGAUGUGUGAUGGAGGGAUGAAGAUGAAACGCAGUGAAAACAUUUUAUUACUUUUAUUUUCAUAUAGUCGUAAGUGUCAGUCAGGGAUGUUGUGAAACGUGUGGUGACUGUGUGGUGUGGGAUCGAGGACGUGUUUGUGUGCGACCUCGUUGACGAAAAAGUCUAUCAGUUUCAUUUUCUUCAGUCUUGUUCUCUUUGUUGAAAGUUUGCAAUGCACAAAAUGUAAAUGUUUGUUUUGUAUUCUGGGCUUGUUCGAUUUACGUUUUCUACGAACAUUAGUGUAAGAUUGUUCUGUUUCAUAAAUAAAUCACUUGUACACUG
Platichthys flesus (European flounder) is the source of this 5437-nucleotide messenger RNA. It is a transcript of the gene thbs2a, whose product is annotated as thrombospondin 2a. Gene Ontology annotation, biological process: negative regulation of angiogenesis; cell adhesion. The record is from RefSeq and is a predicted model, not a curated record. Bases 269 to 3826 code for a protein of 1185 amino acids. Lineage: Eukaryota; Metazoa; Chordata; Actinopteri; Pleuronectiformes; Pleuronectidae. Gene Ontology annotation, cellular component: extracellular region. The transcript has 23 exons. Gene Ontology annotation, molecular function: protein binding; calcium ion binding.